This is a messenger RNA of Cyprinodon tularosa, 2714 nucleotides long. RefSeq names its product CXXC finger protein 5a (gene cxxc5a). The coding region runs from base 556 to 1395 and encodes 279 amino acids. The record is from RefSeq and is a predicted model, not a curated record. Lineage: Eukaryota; Metazoa; Chordata; Actinopteri; Cyprinodontiformes; Cyprinodontidae. Gene Ontology annotation, cellular component: nucleus. Gene Ontology annotation, molecular function: methyl-CpG binding; zinc ion binding. The transcript is spliced from 3 exons.
CCUCUCUGCAAGCGGGGAUGUAGAGGUGGGAUUGCAAGCGCCGAGAGAACUCGGGGAACCCACGCGUUCAACACAGCCCCUGAGAAAGUGCGCUUUCCUCACUGAACCAACGCGCAAUCUUACAUUUAUUUUAUUUUAUUUCUCCUCACGUUUUUCACUAUCAAGCAGGCGCCGGGUUAGGAUUGUCUCUUUGGAAAAAGAAGCUUUUUAUCUCCCUGUCUUCUCUUCUUUCUUUCUCCUUUUUUUCCCCCUGUCACCAUUCGCCAAGGCAAGGCAGGGAGAGACGCGGACCGCUCGGACUGUGGGAGCCCUUCCCUCUGCUUGAAUCUGCUCUGGUAGUUUCCUGAAGGCCAAUGUAAGGACGUGGAUGAGGGCUGAGCUACUGAGGAGGAGGAAGGCUUUGAUGCCUGUCUCUUGCUGACUGGCCGGUUGGUCCACUAACGUCAAGUCGCACUCCCACCGAGGCAAAAAACGGGCCCAGUUAAAAGUCCUUCAUUGCUCACCCCUUUCCCCUCUCCACCCUCACCCCCAACCCAGGGACAUACGCACUGGACCAUGUCUAGUGGGCUGUCGGAGGGACCCCAGACAGAGGACCUGGAGCGCAGUAGCUGCAAACAGGACUCUCCUGUCAUAGAGCGCAGAAAUCGAAGCGGCAUCAUCAGUGAGCCUCUCAGCAAGAGCCUUAAGAACUCUCGCACCCUUUCUCAAUAUACAGCAGUCUCCUCUGCUGCCACCAAUGGACACACGGACAAUAGCUCCACGAAGAGCCACUUGGCCAAGCCUCAAGCACCCCCAGCUCCCCCAGCCACUGUUUCCACACUGACAGCAGCCAAGUUGGACAGAACCUUAGAACAGGUUCUGGAAGGACAGAAUGGCCUGCUGCACUUUGCCCAGGCAGCAGCACUGCUAAAGCGAGCCGGUAUGGAGCACAUGCUCCUGCCUGGGGGCAUGGGAGUGGGAGUUGGCGGAGGAGACUCAGGCUCGGGGACAAGCGACUUGGAGGGUACGUCUGUUGCGGAUGCCGUAGGUGGUCCCGUGGACUUCCCAUAUGGAGUAGGGGGCGGCUUUCCCUUCAAUCCUGGGCUUUUCAUCAUGACGCCGGCCGGAGUCUUUCUGGCGGACAGCGCACUUCACAUGGCCGGUUUAACAGAAUACCCGGCACAGAGCGAGCUUGCCUCUGCCAUCAACUCCGGCAAAAAGAAGCGAAAACGCUGCGGCAUGUGUCCGCCUUGCCGACGGCGGAUAAACUGCGAGCAGUGCAGCAGCUGCCGGAACAGAAAAACAGGCCACCAGAUCUGCAAGUUUCGCAAAUGCGAGGAGCUGAAGAAGAAACCCUCUGCAGCACUGGAGAAGGUGAUGCUUCCUACUGGAGCAGCGUUCCGGUGGUUCCAGUAGGACUCGUCCUUACCCAAAGCUCUGCCAUCAAGUGCAAUGCCAACUCCUGGAUUGUCUCCGGAACAGACACUGGUUGAUAAACAAACUAGCAACAAUAAAAUUAUAUAAAAAAAAUAACAAGAACAAAGCAGAAAACAAAAAAAAACAACAACAUCGGAUUAUGGAUGCACCUACUUAUUCCUUGAACCAAAAAUGAAGCAUAAAAGAAAAACAUCUAUGGCAACUUUUCAUUCCUUUUUUCUUUGUUUUCAUUUUUACUUACCUUUUUGUCCUUUUUUUCCCCCCCGGCUGGAUUUUUUUUGUUUGUUUGUUUUCUAUCGCUUGAACGCGGAACCGCUCAUUGCCAGAAACAGAAAUCUUGGACAGAUGGUGGACAAUCAACUAAUUUCUGUGUUUGGUGUUAAUGUUGUUCAUGUGUGAAAAGAUUUGGUACUUGUGUAGAGAAUGUAAAUUUACAGCUAUAUUCUAAAAGUUAGCGGCUAAUGGCAAACAUCGUAACUCUUCACUGUUAUGUUACCUAAACCAUUGUCUAGUUUAUGCUUAAGUUGGUUGAAGAUGGAUGGAGAAAGUGAUUCUAAAUGUGAGGCUGUCAAGUUGAAAAUGAAAGUGGAUGUUAUUGCUGGGCAAAGCACCUAAGUUGAAGUCAUCACUACUGUAAUCUCCUUAAUAAGUCCUUCUUUUCAUUUUCAGACUUUUCCUCUCUUGUGAAACUGGCAGCCUUAUGUUACUGUGGCCCUACUGAGCAUGUGCCAGUACUGUUCAGGGCAAUAGCACCAAGAGACAGCACUUGCUCUGAGUUUACCCUACUGAACGCACUGAGUAAAGAUUGCAUUUCUUUUUUUUUUUUUAUUCUUAAAUUGUUGAUUUAUUUGUUAAAAUUUCCUGAGGUUUUUUCUUUAAGUUGCUAAGUAGCUGCAGCUUUUGAAAAACAAAAAAACAUCUCGAUCUUUGUAUUUGUUUAGAAAAUUGGACUUGUUUUGUGAAUAAAAAGGAAUGCAUGUAUUUGUGUCAAAAUUUACAUUUUCAAUGUUUUGUCUGAUUGUCUAUUUGCAUGUUUUUUUAAAAGCGGUUUUGAGUAAGAAAAUGAAAUUUUUCACAGGUUAUGAGAAAUGUUUCUUUUUUUUUUAUUGGAUGGCAUGAAAAGAAGAAAAUAAAUUCUUACCCUCAGAAAACUCUUAAAAAGCAAAAGAAAGAUGGUGGUAACAUGGAUCCCCACCAUGUCCAUUCUUGCUGCCUGUGUAAUCUUCCUACACUGGAAUGAUGGAGCCUUGCUGUGCUAAAAUGUAACCAAAGUGAUUUAAAAGAUGUUUGAAUAAGAA